GAGAGCCUUCUGUUGCCUUGGGAACGAUCCUCGGGGCGCCUAGGUGGGCCCUUGGACCGGGCGAGCUGCCUUAGGACCGCACUCCCCGCGCUCAGCCCCGCUUCCUGCCCACAACCGGAUGCGUGCGGGCUGAGCCCCCUGCCUCUGAGUUCACCCCAUGGUUAUUCCUGUAGGCUAUGGCUAUCGCCGUUUCCUGCAGCGUCAGGCUCCACCUCGCCUCAAAGUCGACCUAAGCUCCUCUGUGCAGUGCAGUAGGAUGGAAACCACCCCCUCACUGCUGUUCAGAUGUGCACUUCCUGUACUUCUUCAAGGCAUUGAACAAGAUUACCCUUACUAUGUUCCAGACUUGUACUGAGAGCUUAAUGAAAAUGGACACAAUUCCUGCCUUCCUAGAGCAAACAGACUAACAGGGAAGAUACCUGGUUUCUUCCAGUUUACCCUGAGUUACACGAGAAGAUGAAAUACAUUGCCAAGAAAUGUGGAGUUAGGUUCCAGCCUCCAGCUGUGAUCUUGAUUUAUGAGAAUGAAACCGAAGGAAAGAGCCGCCAGCGUAUCAUGCCUGUCCGAAACUUUUCAAAGUUCUCAGAUUGCACCAGAGCUGCGGAACAGUUAAAGAAUAACCCACGGCACAAGAGUUACCUGGAACAGGUGCCCCUGAAGCAGCUGGAGAAGCUGUUUGUUUUUUUGCGAGGUUCCUUGCAGGGGCAGAGCUUGGCAGAAACAAUGGAACAGAUUCGGCGGGAAACGACCAUCGAUCCCGAGGAAGACCUGAACAAACUGGACGACAAGGAGCUCGCCAAAAGGAAGAGCAUCAUGGAUGAGCUUUUCGAGAAAAAUCAGAAGAGAAAGGACGACCCCACUUUUGUGUACGACGUCGAGGUGGAGUUCCCUCAGGAUGAACAGCUGCUGUCCUGCAGCUGGGACACAGCGUCAGUGGAUGACUUCUGAGGAAGCGCUCCACGUUUCCUCAGAGAACAAAGAUCAGUUCUAGAAAACGCUGAAACACUAGCGAUCUAUAAAACCAGGACACUUCCAUGUGCUACGUAGGCCUAUGAGAAACACAGAAAUACAAGGUGGGAAUCUGCCUUCAAGGCGUUGACAGGCGACAGCAAAGGGAACUCAAGGACUUGUAAAAAGAUAUUUUAAUAAUAUUACUCAGGAAAAAGAUAAGAGCCAGAUUUUGACAAAGGGGAGGCUUUCCCUCAGCGGAAAGGGGCCCAUGCUUGGCCCUGAAAUGCUACAGAUGUUUUUGUAGAAAUCAAGAUGAAGCAAAGAGGGAAGGGUGUGGUAAAGAGACAAGAAAUGGGAGAAUCUGAGAAAUGGUGAGUAAUUAUAGUUUGACAAGAUUGGAAUUAACCUGUGUUCUUCAGGACUCUAUGUGCAUUAACUCUGGGGUAGACAGGAGCACCUGUAAAUGCAGAACGUCUCACAGCUACGAGUACAUGUGGCGGAUGGCAGGCAGUUCUACUCCGCAAUCAGGAAAUAUGGUCUAACGUUACUCUGAAACCCAGAGCCACUUCCUGCGAAAGGCUGGUUUGUACAGUGGCAAGUCCUCCCACAAUGAGUGAUAGGUACUACUGUUCAGACCUGUUUGUGAGUUUAGAUGUACAAAGAUCUCGGCCUCACAAAUCCUCUGUGUGCAGAUGUGUUUGUUCUUACUAGAAUAUUAUCUGAUUGAUAGAAAUCGUAUGUUUUCUACAAGGAAACUAUUAUUCAUUGAAUAAAGCUGUGACCGUAA
Molecule: messenger RNA, 1738 nt
Organism: Mus musculus (house mouse)
Lineage: Eukaryota; Metazoa; Chordata; Mammalia; Rodentia; Muridae
Gene: Cep19
Product: centrosomal protein 19
Exons: 4
Coding region: 457-948 (163 amino acids)
Biological process (GO): microtubule anchoring at centrosome; trans-Golgi to periciliary membrane compartment transport; cilium assembly
Cellular component (GO): cilium; centriole; spindle pole
Source: RefSeq, marked validated